Centropristis striata (black sea bass) is the source of this 4644-nucleotide messenger RNA. RefSeq names its product AP-4 complex accessory subunit RUSC2. Gene Ontology annotation, cellular component: cytoplasmic vesicle. NCBI's taxonomy places the organism in Eukaryota, Metazoa, Chordata, Actinopteri, Perciformes, Serranidae. The record is from RefSeq and is a predicted model, not a curated record. The transcript is spliced from 10 exons. Bases 341 to 4144 code for a protein of 1267 amino acids.
GUGGGGACCGCUGUGUCUGUCCGGACCUCAAUGUCGGCCCGGUCUCAUAUUACGCUCACAUAUAGUUAAACAAUCCCGGUGCGACGCUCUGAUUUUAACCGCAAGACAUCAGGAAACGGAGCUGACAACACCAGCUUCCUAAUGCAUCUUUUACGUCAGAGGUGCGUCGAGCAUUUGCGUGAUUUAGUGAAGAAUUGUUUGUUUAAAUUAUUUAAGCUCUAACAGCGAAUUUAAAUCACCUGGAAGGAAAGGAUGGACAUCACCUUUGGCUGACGACUGUUACAAGAUUUCAUUUUAGGAACAUGGAGAGAGUUUCCAUGGUCCAGGCUGAUCCAGAAGUAUGAUAACAGCAUCCAGUCUCUCAGGGGACACCCUGAUAGCAUGCCACUUCCCUGUGGUUCAGCUUCCUACUUGGCAGCUUCCUGUCCAGGCCCUGUGCAGCUCGGCUAAGAGGCCCGGUCGGCUGUGCCCAGUAGGCCUGACCCGAGCCGUGUCUCUGCCGGAGCAAGAGUCUCUGAACCGAGAGCAUGCCUUCACUGGUGGUCGGAGACAUUUCUCCAGCAGCUACGGUAGUCUCAACGAAGAACGGGCAGAGGAGGAGGGGGGCAGUGACAGCAGCGGGAGGUACGACUCCAACUCGUCACCAGAGGAGACGAGUACACAUCUGAAGAAGGAAAGCUCUGGAGCUAAAGACAGUCUGCGGUCACACAACUCAUUCCUUCCCAAUACAGAGCUGGAUGAGGACGAGGAAGAUGAAGAUAGUGAUGGAGAUAAUCUACACAGAUAUCAUGAGGACUCAUCUUUUGUCUUGCAUGGAAAUUCCAACUGGCCUCUUCAUAAUGGUGCCAAAAAUCAUACAAUGUGUCACGGGGACUUGGAACGCGAAUGGGGUAACGAAGGCACCGUGUUGGGUACAGAGAGUGACCAAGAGUGGCUCUCUAACCAGCCUCACCAGCCGGACUCUCUGCAGACUGAAUGCCAGUGCUUUCAUGUGAGCAGAUCUGGCAUCAGCGUGACAGCGUAUGGAGAGCAGGACUGUGACAGACUGAAGGAUAAAAUGUCCUGCUGCACCCAAAGCCAACAUAAAUGUUCCCCAGAGCUGUUCAACAACACUCACACAGAGUAUGUGAGCGACUCUUCCUGCAACAGCUCUGAUGGCGUCUUGGUUAACUUCUGCACCAUCUAUAACAGGAGCAACAACCCCGCCACGCCCCACGACCUCAGCAGUCCCGCACUCCAUCCCUAUCAGUCAUCUGAGGGAUCCGUGUUCCUCAACCUCCAACCGGUUCCUUACACUCCAGCCAAGGACCUCCAACAUGAUGACGUGACGGUUAACUCUCCCCUUAAAGAAGAGGCAGACAUGACGCCCUCUUCCUCCUGCUGGUCUCCUCAGGGUCUUGACUCGAACUGCAAUCUGUACUCCCUGGAGCCGCUACCCCCGGGUCUCUCCUCGUUGGAGGUAUCCGACCUGGCUGCCUGUCUCCAAAGCCAGGCCACACUGGCCAUGGGGACCAACCAGAAGUAUUACAAGCUUGUGACCUGUGACCUUUCCUCCCAGUCACCCAGUCCAGCCUGGUCCAGUCUCACCAGCUGCCCUGGGGGGCAGAGCAGAGGCAGCCCCUCUGAACACCUCUUAAUUGACUACAAGAAAGAAGGACAGCACAAAGAAGUCAAGAAGGAAAAAGAGGAUCAACAAAAUGGAAAGAGGUUCUCCUCUGCACAACGCAGCGCCGGGUUUGACUGCGCUCAGUUUCAGACCUAUGAUUACCAAGUUGCCACCACCUCCACUGAACAAGACCUAUGCAGGAAGAAACAUACAGACAGCAUCCAAAACCUCUCCCACACGUCCUGUUUGCUGUGCCCCAGCCAGUGUAGCCCACAUAGCAGUACAUGCCAAGGAACGAGAGCUGCGUCCACACAGCCAUCUGUGAUUCUGCACCAGGAGCACUGUGAUGCUGAUGCUGCUGAGAAGGGAGCCUGCUCAUAUGAAAAUGCGGUGGUGCGCUACAGUAAGGCCCAGAGACCAACCUCACUGCCCAUCCAGCCCUUUGUUCUGGUCCCUGCAGAAAAGCCCCAGACCCAGCACUUGGGCUGUCUUCUGGAGCAGUACAUCAAUCAGAAGAGCAGCAAGACUGGGAGCUCCCAGCCAGGCCUCAAGUUCAAAGCAAAAAGCAGCCAAUGCUUUUCUAAUCUCCAGCCAUCACCAAUGGGCAACCACUGCCCUAUCUUCCUGGAGGCUCCUUCGAGCUCUGACACCUGUUCCACCUGCACGCCGAGCCCAGAGUGCUUCAGCCGCAGACGUGCAUGGAGCCAGUCCGGCAGAAACCAAGGACGCCCAACUCCAUGCGCAUCAAAAAACCCAACUCAAAGCAGCCCAAAGCCCAGAUUGGUUCAAGAAAAAACAAGCCCAUGCUCAGGCAAAACUCAAACUGACACUUUUUCUAAUCUGUAUUCAGCCCCAAAUCAGUCAAACCUUGUUAAAGUUCCCACCUACCAAGAUCUUAUUAACCUCACCCCUGAGCAGAGCCAUGCCAACACUGAGCCCAAAAACCCCAAUCAGUCCCACACCUCCUACCGUCCAGUAUUCUCUCAUACACCACCCACUUUACUUUUAACCACUGACGCCCAUCACCCAAACCUGCAGGCGUCCCUGUCUCCCCCCGUACAACCAGAGAAGAAGUCCCCUCAGUACCGGGCUGCACCUGCAGCUGACUCUGGCUUUUUUCAUGGCAGUUUAACAGCUGCCCUCUCCUCUGUAGCUCCUCUCUCCUCUUUGAGUUCUCUGCUCUCCUUAGCUGCUUCUGGGCUGCAAAUCCAGGACUCUGCUGGGCUUAGUGGGAAGCAGAGUCACAGUCAACACAGUGAAUCUCUGAUCCUGAGUGACAAGCCGCCUACAGAGUUCUGCCUCUCACCCGAUACAUCUUAUGAAUCCAUGUCUAUCAGCCAUCUUCAGAGGAGAGGUUUGCUGAGAUCUGUGAGCCGGGCGGUGGAUUUGAUCAUGGCUCAUUUUGGCAGCAGCAGAGACCCUGAAGUGAAGAUGUGUCUGGGUAACAGCUCUCGUAGUCCAACAAUAGCUGGUCUGGUCCUGGAACAUUUGUGUCCAGCCAUCCAGAAUAUUUUAGAGGACGGUCUUAGGGAUCACAAGCUGGAUGUCAUCAUUGGGCAGCGCCGCAAUCACUCCUGGAGCGUGGUGGAGGUCUCUACGAGGAUUGGUCCAUCCACCAGGGUUCUUCACAGCCUGGUCUCCAAAAUUAGACAGUGUCUCCAGCUCAGUAGCCACUGUAUGAGACUGAGAGCCUUCAUCAUGGGCCUGCUAAACUUGAGAGCUUUGGAAUUCUGGCUCAGUCACCUUCAGAGUCAGAAAGAUGUGGUGACAACACACUACCAUUCCUGGGGGUUCCUGUCCAUGUCACUGGGUCAGUGCCAACCCUUGUUUCAGGAGCUGCUACUUCUGCUACAGCCGCUCUCUGUGUUGCCCUUUGACCUCAACUUGCUCCUGGAGCCCCGACUGUUAUGUAACCAGCAGCUGUGUUCGGAGGGUGCUGCUCCACCUCCACCGUGCUCAGCCCUCCUAGUGACCAGCUGGCCACUGCUGCAGGCUGACAGAAAGGUAGACAGUAGCCAAAGUCCACGGACUAAGGUUUCUCAUCAGACAGGCUCGCACCACCAAGAGUUUCUUGGUUCUCCAAGUUGCAUUAGGCAGGAUUGCGGAGGGAUGCAGGCUAACAGGAGUCCAGUGUUAGCUCCUAUUCCAGAGUGGUGGCCCAGUGAGCCUGACCGUAUGGAUGGUGUGGAUGAAGGGGAGGACUGCAGCCAGAGAAAUGCAGAUAAUUGGUCUCAAAUAAGUAUGGACAGCAGACAAGAGGACAGGAGGGGGGAGAAAGACAAUGGGACCCCAACUGCGUCCACGUGUGUCCAGGCUGAGAGUCCAUGUCAGAGUGGUCUGCGCUGGGCUAAACUAUUUGGAGCGGCUGAUACGUUCACCGGGACAGAGACAGUUUCUCAGAGUCACAUUGGAGCACAAAACAGAAGGUACAGGCGACCAUCACAGUGGCUGCUUUUUGACAGAUCGCAGCUUGGACUGUUGGCUCAAUCCAUCAGGUCAAUGAAGCUAGGAGGACUUCAGACUAACAAGGACUGCUGAAAACGAAACUCUCUGUGGGUGGAGGACAGAAUUGAGUCUAUUUACUGUAAUAACAAAAAGUCUUAAUUGCAUGAUAAUACAUACACAGUGCUAAACUGAUAAGAAAGCACAUAAAAUACAGGAUUAACAGCUUUGGCGAUGGCCCGUAUUCAUCAAGCUUUGUGUUGCACCAGCUAUUCGUAAAUCAAUUACUAAGUCUGUGUGUCCUUCCUUCAGCUUAUUUCAAAGUAAACCAGAUUGCACCAUUAAAUCUAAAGAAAUGUACUGUACUUUGUAAUACCUUAAACUAUGUGCAAGGAGCCUUGUAUAAUGCUUUCCUAAUCAACUAUAUGAAGAGGAAGUCACUGUAGCACCACAAACUGUAGCACAACUGCCAAAAAUAACAAUUUUAAGACUAUAUAUAUUAAGUCUGAGUGCUUUGUUACUUAUAAUGUAUAUGUGUUUAGAGUUAGUAUUAUUUACAUAGUUUGGAAUAAAUGGAGACGACUCUGAGUAGUUUA